This is a messenger RNA of Penicillium antarcticum, 861 nucleotides long. RefSeq names its product fumarylacetoacetate hydrolase family protein. The coding region runs from base 1 to 861 and encodes 286 amino acids. The record is from RefSeq and is a predicted model, not a curated record. Gene Ontology annotation, molecular function: acetylpyruvate hydrolase activity. The transcript is spliced from 5 exons. Lineage: Eukaryota; Fungi; Ascomycota; Eurotiomycetes; Eurotiales; Aspergillaceae.
AUGGUUGUGAUCAAAAACUUGAUCGCCUUUGAAGAUGAAGCUGGCAACAGAUUCUUCUCGAAUGUGGAGUCGCUGGAAACAGCGCGUGGCACCUCAGUCAAAGCAUUCGCUUCAUUCGAUGACUUGACGAAGGAUGAGAACGGAAAGAACGCAACUGUCGCAAAGCUAUUGCCUCCUCUCCCAGACAUCAAUCUUCCGAUUUACUGCGUGGGGCUGAAUUAUGGAAGCCAUGCGAAAGAGGCUAAGCUCAACGUUCCGGCCAAUCCUCCAGUAUGGACGAAGCCCAGUGCAGCAUUGGCAAGCCCAGGGUCUUCCAUUCCGAUGAGUCGCUUUUGUGCCUCGCAUCUUCCAGACUGGGAGGGUGAAUUGGUCUUUGUCACUUCCCGCGAGGUUCGCGAUGUUAGCCCCGAGACAGCCUCAUCCUGCAUCCUUGGAUAUACAAUUGGAAAUGAUAUCUCAUGUCGAUUUUUCCAACUUCCCGAGCAGUCUGGCGGGCAGUUCUUUUAUGCGAAGGCCUUCGAUAAGUUUGCCCCUAUUGGCCCGGUGCUAGUGAGCCCGGCAAGCUUUGAAAAUAUGAAGAGUGCUCGUUUAAUUACUCGGAUCAACGGGGAGGUCAAGCAGAAUACUGUUAUUGAAGAAGACAUGAUUUUCAACCCCGCAAGAGUCCUCAGCUGGAUGAGUCAGAGCACGACCAUUCCUGCAUAUACAGCUGUGAUGACUGGAACGCCCUCCGGAGUCGGUGCCUUUCAAACCCCACGACAGUUCCUGAAGAAUGGAGAUGUGGUUGAAAUUGAAAUCUGUGGGAUUGGGAUCCUGAGAAAUGAUAUCUUGUUUGAGGAUGGUCAAGACUCAAUGAUGUGA